Messenger RNA from Miscanthus lutarioriparius, 282 nucleotides. NCBI's taxonomy places the organism in Eukaryota, Viridiplantae, Streptophyta, Magnoliopsida, Poales, Poaceae. The record is from the annotation of a GenBank genome assembly.
AUGGCCGCGGCGGGGAACGACGGCGACAGGGCCAUCAUCAGCGUUGAGGCCGCCGCCAGGAGGAGGUGGUCGUUGCGCGGCAUGACGACCCUCGUUACAGGCGGCACCCGCGGCAUUGGGCGUGCCGUGGUGGAGGAGCUGGCGGCGCUGGGCGCGGCGGUGCACACGUGCUCCCAGAACGAGGCGGAGCUGCGGGAACGCCUGGCCGAGUGGGAGGCCACCACCGCCAAGACCGGCGGCAUGACCGUCAACGGCCUCUACCCUGCUCAUCGUCAGGACUAA